GGAGCCGCCUUCGACUAUGGGGGAAAUGGGAGCUCAGGUUGGGCGGGCUGCACACAGUGGGGCAUCUGUGCCCCCCUUCCAGCCCACCUCACCCCACCUCUGCACCCCCAGCGCUGCCAUGAAGCGCCUCAAAGGCGCCGACUUUGUGUCCCGCACCGCCAGCCCGGAGGGCACAGAGGAGCUGCUCACAGAGCUGUCGCAAUGCCUCUCCAGCAGCACAGCUGUGCCGGGCAGCGUGCAGAGCACGGUGUGCGACCGCAUCCUGCGGGCCUGCGUGCAGCGCCUGGCGGAGCCCAGCUGCAGCCUCGAGCACACCAACAAAGUGCUGGCCUUGGCCCAGGCGGCCUGCAGGGGCUUCGUCACCGCCUCCACCACCCCGCCGGCCCCUCUCUACCUGGAGAAGAUCCUCUUCCACCUGCUGAAGAACGCGGCUGCCCAGGGCCAUCGCGAUGCCCGCGGGCGGGCGGCGGAGCUCCUCCACGCUCAGCUCUGCGCUCACCGGCAGCGCCGUGCACCGUCUGCCGACUUCGGUGCCGUCGCCCACAGCAGCUUCUGCACGCUGUGGAGCGCGGCGGGGACGCUGGGGGACCGCCUGCAGGCCCUGCGCUUCCUGCUGCUGCUGGAGGAUGAGGAGGGGGCCGUGCUGCCCCUGGAGCCGCCCUUCUUCACCUCGCAGACCGCCCGGCAGGCGCUGGCGGCUGCCGCUCUCUCCAAAGCCCACCACGCUCCAUCCUCGGCUUGCUUUGGCCGGGAGCUGCGGGGCGUCCUGACCUCCCUGCGCGAGGAUGCGGCGCGGCCGCCCGCUCUGCCCCAGGCCCUUUGCUUCUUGGAGCUGGCGCUGGAGCAGUGCCGGCAGCUCUGCAAGUGCGGCUGCUACGGGGAGGCGGAGGCGGCGCUGAGGGACGCGCCGCUGGGUGGUGCGGCGAAGGCCUCGGGGCGCUUCCUCAGGGUACUGGCCGAGGGCUGCCAGUUCGUCACCGCGGCCCUCGGUGAGCGUGCCAGGAGCAGCCAGCAGCAGCCGCUGCCUCGGGAGGACGUGCUGCAGCUCUGCGCCUUUGUGCAGGGCCACCGCCGUGUCCUCAGCCUGCUGCUGGACGUGGUUCCUCCUGACGGCGUGAAGCAGCGGCUCGUGCUGAAGCAGCUGCUGUACCACAGCCUCCAGCUCUUCACCACCAUGGCCUGUGACACCUUCCGCGCCUCCCAGGUGGCCGGGUGGUCAGGGCAGGAGCAGCUGACAUCGGGCUGCCAGGACACCGUGAUGCAGCUGCUGGAAGCUCUGGAGGGACUUCCCCAGGGGGAGCAAGUCAAGUACCUCGACAUUACCGCAUCGUGCGCGUUUAAGCUGGCAUACAUCUUCUACAGCCAGAACCUUCACAAGGAAGCCAGCUCCAUCUCUGAGCUCUUCUGCAAGAGGCUGAAGAAAAUAGAUGCCUUUGGAUUUCCAGAGAUACCCCCCGAAAAACUGCACAGAUGCUUCAGGCUGCAGGUGGAAAGCUACCGAAAGCUGGGCCGGCUGGAGAGUGCGCUGGCAUCCUGCGUGCAGUGGCUGACGUCGCUGCAGGGCCGCAUCAGGGAGCUGCUGGCGGAGCCCAUCGGCCUCUGGGCCCGAGUGAAAACAGACAGCGUGAAGCAGGGAGCGGAGGGUUUGCAGCUGAGAACCCUGAAGGAAGAACUGUCUGCUCACCACCUGGACACGGACACCUUGGUGGCCGUGCUCUUCGCCGAGCUGAAGGCUUACAAGAGCAUCCGUGCUGACACGGGGCAGGAACGCUACAACGUGCUGUGCGACCUGUUGGAGAUCUGCUCAGAGGACAGCGGCCGCCUGCACGAGCGCGCUGCCGGUUUGGUGGAGCUGGCCCAGGUCUUGUGCUACCACAACUACGCCCAGCAAACCGACUGCUCUGCCUUGGACUCUGUCCACGAAGCACUGCGGCUGUUGGACUCGGUGCCCAGGAGUGCUGAGAACCAGGAGCAGCUCCUCGAUGACCGGGCGCAGGCUCUGCUUUGGCUCUACAUCUGCACACUGGAGUCCAAACUCGAGGAGGGCAUAGCGAGGGAGCAGAGAGUCAAAGCUCUGGGACAGAAGAACCUGGAAGACUUUGAACCCAAUGACCUCAACUACGAAAGCGGGCUGCAGGAGGACGCGUUCCUGAACAGUGGCAUCUCCUUCAACCUGGUGACAGAGUUGGCUCAGUCCAAGAGCCUGGAUGAUGCCUUGGCCCUAUGGAAGCAGCUGUUGGCAUCUCAGGGUGUCCCAGCUGUGCGCAGCCUGGAGCAGACCGUUGCCUCUCUUCGUGUUACAGCAGCUCUCUACAGGCUGAUGGACGAGCCCCUGCAAGCCCUGGAGAGCUACCUGCUGGUGCGAGGCCUGUGCCGUGCACUUGGGGAUGAUUUGGGCACAGCCAGCGCUCUCUGCCAGGUCACCAAACUGCUUCUCCAGCUGGAGUGCCCCAGCUAUGCCCAGCUCUUCCUGGAAGAAGCAGAGACCUGCUUGCAGAGAGCUGACAGGGACAGUGACUCCUACCUGCUGCUGCAGCAGACCUGCCUCGUGCUCCGCAGCCAGCUGUACUGCGCCAGCCACCGCAUCAAAGAUGGCACUGCCCUCUUGCUGGAGGUGCUCCAGAACCCAGCUCUGCAAAAGACUGCCAAGGUCUGGUACAUGCUCCAAGCACAAGUCCUGCAGCUGACUGCCACCUACCUGAGCCUGUCGCCCGCCCACCUCUCGCCAGAGUUCAGGCAGCACAUCUUUGCACAGGGAUGGAAGACGCCCGAGACAGCUCUGAGCGAAGCCCACAAGUUGUUACGCAGCAUCAUCCUCCUCCUGAUGGGCAGCAACGUGCUGGGCUCCCACAAGUCAACGGCAGACAUCCAGUUCAUGGAUUAUGGGGACAACGUACUGCAGAAGUGGCAAGUGUUGGCCGACGUGCUGAGCUGCUCAGAGCGCCUGGUGGUCCUCCUCAGCAGGGUGGAGGUGAUGUGCAAAGCCAAAGCCUUCUGCUUGGAGGCCGUCAAGCUGGCUGUGAAACUGCAGGCAAUCCGAUGGUGUGUUUCUUUCCUGGUGCUGAAGGCUCAGCUGGAGCUGCAGCAGAGCGAGCUGGAGCUGAGCCACUGGAACCUGCAGCAGGCUCUGUUCCUCCUGGAGUCUGGCACCGAGUUCGAGGCUGACGAGAAGCAGCGAGGCCCCCUGAAGAUCUUGCCCAGGAAGGGCAAACCAGAGAGCAGGAGGCAGCGGGAUGAAGGCUCCGAGCUCCCUGGGGAAGAUGAGGGCUUUCUGAAGGGCCCUGCGCUGGAGUUCGUGGCCAUGGUGAGCGGCCUGGAGAAAGCAGACGACCUCAGCUCCUCGCCGCAGCUGAAACCCAAGAGGAAGAGGAGGCUUGCCUUCCUCGCCCACCCCGCUGCCUGCCCCUGCUGCCUCUGCUCCGACCUGACCCUGUCGUCCCUCUGCCUCCGCUGGCUGCUCUGCUGUGCGCGGGGGGAGCUGGCGGCCGGCAGCGCAGCCGAAGGGCUGGGGCUGAUCCAGGCCACCCUGCAGCGCUGCGGCACCGUGGGCCCUCGCUUCGCCGUCCUGCUGCGGGACAAGCUGGGCAACGGUCACCAGGCACCCGCGCUGAAGCUGUUGGAUGAUUUGGUGGCCACCGGCUACGCCACGCUGGCCCUUCACAGCCUGGCUGGUCCCUGGCCCGAGGAGAAGCUGGAGGAGCACCUGAAAGCCGGUCUGUCCUUCCUGGCAUCCUGCAGCGCCCACCUGCCCAGCCUGGGGGUCUCUAGGGCCAGCCUGCUGCUCGCCAAAGCCACGGCUGCUGUUUGCCGCUUGGCUGCCGGGCACGGAGGCUCUGUGGAUGCCGUCUUCGCCUCCGCUUGGGCUUGGCAGCCAGCCCUGCCGAGUCCCACCGAGCCCAAAGCAGCGGUGGCUGCGCCCAGGAUGGACAAAAUUCAACUAAAGAGGCUUAAAAACAAAGCGGCAACCGCAGCAUCCCCCGUGCUCAAACCCAAAGCCAAGAAGACCCAGAGAGCGAAGCCCCCCUCGGUGGCAGAUUCCAACGACGCCUUUCUCGUGAGCGAUUCUGACGCAGAGCUGCCCGCUGCUGUUGGUCAGACCGUGACAACGUCCUGCACCCCGCGCCCCAACGCCCGGCCCCGCAGCAAAGCUCGUGCACGGGGCUCUGCGGCAUCCCCUGCACGUAAACCCAGAGGGAAGAAGAGCCAGAAAGCCAAGCACACGGACACCGACGACGUCUUCGCUUUGGGUGACUCGGACAGCGAGGUGCCUCCCAUUGUGAUCCGACCCGCAGCGGCGCCCUGCACCCCGUGCCAGAAGUCGUCCCGUCCUCCAGCCAAGACGUGCAGCCGGGGGGCUGCGAUGCCCCUACGCCCCAGGGCUCCCUUCACUGUGUUCAGCGAGGCCUCGCCGCCGCUCAGCAAGUCACAGCUCCUGAAAGCACCCAAAGCCCGUGGGAAAACCAGGUCCCGGCUGGCGGUGACGUUCAGCGACGACAGUGACAUUGAGGGUCUCAAAUCAGUGCUGAGCCCCGUCGCCAGCAAAGCACCCGUUCCCAGCUGCAAGACGCCGCAGUCGGUGUGCUGCUCGCAGAGAGCUCUGCUCCCCCGGUCCGUGGAGGUGGGGGGCUCCCAGCUGAGCUCCUCCGUGGGCAGAGGCUGUGGGAGCAGCACUCGGUCCCGACGGGGACGCAGAGUUGGGGGCACAGAGAAAAAGGAGCGGGCGGCACGCAGGGCUCCGAGCUGGAAAGGGGACGAGGAACGGGAGCUGCUGAGAGCCAUUGAAGAGGAGGAAAAGGUGGAGGAACAGCUUGACAUCAGCUUGGAGCUACUCCGAGCCUCUGAGGAUGGAGCUGAGGACAGAAUCCAAUGCAGGCAGGAGGGCGCAGACACGGAGCCCAAGGUGCUGCGGCAGGAGGUCGGUGGGGAGGUCCUGGCACAGCAGAGGCUGGGCAGAACGGAGCCCCUGUGCCUCAGCGCCCUGCACAAAGUGCUGCCAACUGUGGAUGACACCUCCUUGCUGGACACAGCCUGCGGGUUCCUGAAAUCUGCCUUCGGCUGCAUCAGCCACUGCCCACCCGGCACGCUGUACAGCCAGCUGUGCCAGCUCCUGGCUCUGGCCACGGGUGAUCAGGACCCCAUCACCACUGCCUACCUGCUGGCCGAGUCUGUCUCGGUCACCACACGCCAUCAGCUGCUCAGCAUCGUCCACAGGAAGCUUCAUAAGGAGAAGAAAUCAGCAGCAGAUGUGGCUGAGCAGCUCCAAGGGCUGACCCUGCAGGACAAGGACACUGCUUCACACCACCACCACCACCUCACUGAGCUCCAGGACCUCUUCAGCUUCAGCCCCACAGGUCUGGGGCCCCAAGAGCGCAGCAGCUUCAGUGAGCAGCUGCAGCAGAUCCCAGCUGGGAUGACUGUGUGUGUGCUGACUCUGGUGAGCAUCCAGCCCACCUCCGUGGGGGACACGCUGCUGCUGACACGGCUGGAGAGGGGCAGCGCUCCCGUCACUCUCCGCAUCCCAACUGCACUCAGCAAGACCCCACUGAGCUCAGUGCUGAGCGACUUCGACUCCAUCCAGAAGGAGCAGAAGGAUGCCAGCAGCUACACUGACAAGCGGGAAUGGUGGCUGUGCCGUUUCAAGCUGGACCAGAGGAUGAAGAGCCUCAUUGAGACGCUGGAAACGCAGGUGUUGGGCUGCUGGAAGGCAGCGCUGCUCCCUGCAGCCCAGGAUCCCCUGCUGGCUGAGGAAGCUGCCCGUUUAUGUGCUCAGCUGCAGCAGUGUGGCUGGUGGGGCAAAGAUCCGACCCUGCUUAAGGUGGUGCUGAACGCCGCUGCCCUCCUCAGCCCUGCUGAUGUGCGAGCCCUGGCCGUGGGGUUGUGCCCAGCUCAGCCCAGCAGAGCCCAGCUCCUCUUGCAGGAGGCUCUGGACAAGCAGAAAAACGGCACAGGGGAGCCUGGAGGUUCCGUCAUCCUGGUACUGGAUAAGCACCUGCAGAAGCUGCCCUGGGAGAGCAUGGCGUGCCUCAGGGACCUGCCUGUCACCCGGCUCCCAUCCCUGCGCUUCCUCCUCAGCUACGCCCUGACACAGAGGCAGGCAAACUCCGUGCUGUGCCGCGGCAUCGACCCCAGCAGGACCUUCUACAUCCUCAACCCUCAGAACAACCUCUCGAGCACUGAGGAGCGUUUCCGCAGCUGGUUCGAGAGUGAACCAGGCUGGAGAGGGGUGACAGGAUCAGUCCCCAGCCAGGAGCAGAUGCAGGCAGCGCUGCUGGAGCACGACCUGUACAUCUACGCAGGACACGGAGCAGGUGCCCGCUUGAUGGACGGGCAGACCAUCGCCCAGCUGCAGUGCCGUGCUGUCGCUCUGCUCUUCGGCUGCAGCAGCGCUGCGCUCGCCGUGCGUGGCAGCCUGGAGGGUGCAGGCAUUGUGCUGAAGUACAUCAUGGCUGGCUGCCCCCUCGUUUUGGGCAACCUGUGGGACGUCACCGACCGCGACAUCGACCGCUACGCCGAGGCCUUGCUGCGGGCCUGGCUGGGGGCUCCUGGCCCCGGGGUCCCCCUCCUCCGCUACGUGGCCGAGGCCCGGCGCGCCCCCCGCCUCCAGCACCUCAUCGGCGCUGCCCCUGUGGCCUACGGCCUCCCUGUGGCCCUGCGGUGACAUGGAUGGGGGUGGGCACCGGACCCCCAUCGCACAUACGGUCACGGGGCUGCGUUUGUCUCGUUAUAAUUUAUUUUAAUUGCUGCGUUCGUAUUGUCAGAGGUAAAUAAAGCCGUUCCUACUGAA
Molecule: messenger RNA, 6784 nt
Organism: Meleagris gallopavo (turkey)
Lineage: Eukaryota; Metazoa; Chordata; Aves; Galliformes; Phasianidae
Source: RefSeq, a predicted model, not a curated record